This is a messenger RNA of Didymosphaeria variabile, 2202 nucleotides long. RefSeq lists its product as uncharacterized. Lineage: Eukaryota; Fungi; Ascomycota; Dothideomycetes; Pleosporales; Didymosphaeriaceae. Gene Ontology annotation, biological process: microtubule-based movement. The record is from RefSeq and is a predicted model, not a curated record. The transcript has 4 exons. Gene Ontology annotation, molecular function: microtubule motor activity; ATP binding; microtubule binding. The coding region runs from base 1 to 2202 and encodes 733 amino acids. Gene Ontology annotation, cellular component: microtubule; kinesin complex.
AUGAGUGUACGAGUCGUCGCGCGCAUCCGGCCGUUGCUCAAACACGAGCUCGACAAAGACACCAUUGUCACCGCCGAAUCUAGUACAGACGACAUCACCAAAGACCGACCGACCAUCGUUCGCCUUCCGAACCCGAAAACCGACAGCGAAUCCUUCAGCUUCCAAUUCUCCUCGGUCUAUGAGCAGGAGGCCACGCAGCAGGAAUUGUUCGAUUCGGAGAUCUCUCCCACCGUGAAGCACCUCUUCAAUGGCUUCGACCUCUCGAUAUUUGCGCACGGAUGUACUGGUACCGGCAAAACACACACGAUGCGAGGCGGAAAGACGUUGGCGGAUCGAGGUGUUAUUCCCAGGUUACUGAGCGCCAUAUAUCGAAGGUGUAAGAAGGUAGAAAAGGAUACGGGAGGUGCGACACAAGUCGAGGUUGCAUUGGAAUACUUUGAAAUCUAUUGCGAUCGGGUGUACGACCUGUUCGAGCCUCCAGAGAAGCGUACACCCUCUGGGUUGCCCAUCAGGGACAGCUCCAAGGGCAAAACUGUUGUAGUAGGCUUGACUGAGAAGCCGUGCGCGACUUUGAAGGAAUUCGAACAACUAUACGACCAGGCCAAUGUCAACAGAUCGACUUCUGCAACCAAGCUCAACGCGCACUCAUCGCGAUCGCACGCCAUCCUUUGCGUCAAGAUCACUCAAAUCACAGAAGAUACGAUACGAGUCAGCCGAGCAUCCUGCAUAGAUCUUGCGGGAUCGGAAGACAAUAGACGGACAGACAAUAACAAGGAGAGACUGGUCGAGAGCUCCGCAAUCAACAAGUCCUUGUUUGUUCUAGCACAAUGCGUCGACGCUAUCAACAAGAAACAAACUCGGAUACCGUACCGCGAGUCGAAGAUGACCCGAAUUCUGUCAUUAGGACAGAACAGCGGUCUCACAGUAAUGAUACUCAACCUAGCGCCCACACGAGCAUACCACCUGGAUACCCUCGCAUCCCUCAACUUUGCCUCCCGGACGAAGAAGAUCGAAGUGUCCGAAGUCGAGAACGACCCUAUCUAUCGAGCAAUGACAAAGCCUCUCGCUGCAACAAGCAGCAUCGGAGGUGCUACCAUUGCGCGGCAACCUCUCAGACCACUGGCUGCGGCGCAUAACGCGAAUAUGCAGGAGGUGGAGAAGAAGAAGCAGGGACAGAAGCCAAACAAGGCUUUCUCUGUGUAUUCAGAUUCCCGCAAACCUAGCACGCGUGGGUCUAACUUGGCUACCCUGAACCAACCUAUCCGGCGAGUAGACACCCAUAAACGAGCUGCAGAGUCCAGUGCUUCCACGUCUCGACCAACAAAAACAUACCGAUCGGCCGAUAGCACGUCGCGAGCGCGCGGUCUCGAGAGCGCCAUGACCAAGGAAUCUAUUGAGGCGAUGAUAUCUCAGCGAAUAGAUGAGAAGCUUGCGGAGAAGGCAUUACAAGAUGCCGCAGUCUCUGCGCCAGCUCUAUCCGCAGAGCUACAGCGUCGAUUGGACGAUUUAGAGCACCGCGUUGAAGCUCGGGACGAUGACAAGUCGGGACCAGGACUGCAGUUUCUGCUCAUGGGCAAGCAGCACCUGACACGUGGAGAAGAAGUCAGCGCCCUUCGCAUGUUCCAGCUAGCUUUACCUUACUUCCCCGGCAACAGCAGACUGGAAACAAAGAUCGCUAAAUUGGAAGAGAGCAUUCGUAGUCGACAAAAAGCUGUGUCUGCAAUGACACAUGCAGCACCUGUUCAGGCGUCGAAUUUGAUGGCACCUUUGCCCCUAAAGCAAAGGAAGUUAGUUUCUGGAGAUGAAACUGACGAUGAUGAAUUCGCACCCCCUGAUGGCUCCGAUCACGACGAGGCCUACGCCUCAGACUCAAGCUUCAAGUUCAAGAAGCCCGCACGCAAGACGAAGUCCAUGACUAAGAAGCUGCCAAUCUUCCGCGACCAGGACGGUGCGGCUUACUGCACGAACCCUGAGGAUCAGACACCUCGUACCACUCGUCUGCUCAAGAUCAUCAACACAAAGGACAUCGCGCAGAUCAAAGCGCUGAAAGGUGUGGGUGCCAAAAAGGCAGAUGCAAUUGUGAACUGCUUAGUCGACAUGGACGACGAGGAGGUACGGGAUUUGCAGAUGCUAGCAAUGCUGAAGGGCGUUGGGGGAAAGUCGGUAGAAACCAUGAGGUUGGGACUGACUAUUGAGUUAUAA